Messenger RNA from Drosophila bipectinata, 3748 nucleotides. It is a transcript of the gene Sec24AB, whose product is annotated as Protein transport protein Sec24AB. Gene Ontology annotation, biological process: intracellular protein transport; endoplasmic reticulum to Golgi vesicle-mediated transport; COPII-coated vesicle cargo loading. NCBI's taxonomy places the organism in Eukaryota, Metazoa, Arthropoda, Insecta, Diptera, Drosophilidae. Gene Ontology annotation, cellular component: COPII vesicle coat; endoplasmic reticulum exit site. The record is from RefSeq and is a predicted model, not a curated record. Gene Ontology annotation, molecular function: zinc ion binding; SNARE binding.
ACAGCCAAUCAGGGGUGGAAGAAGAAGCACAGCUACAAAGUGCAAGUGCUGAUCAAGGGAUCUUCUCAGUCAGUGUGGCUUGGAUGCCAGUGUGGAAACCGUUACUGUGACUAAGAACGCGGAACCUAUGAAUUAGAGUAGCAUGUCUGCUUACAAUUCAAAUUACUUGCCACCCUCCUGCGCCUCGAUGCCACUGAAUGGGAACAACUUGAUGAAUGGACUGCCAGGAGCGGGCCCGCAGCCACAUCAGCAGCAACAGCCACACCAACCACCACCACCAACAGCUUCGAGUCAGCAGCUCUACCAGCCCCAGGCUCAGGGCCAGCAACUGCCGCCGGUAUCUCAAGCAGCCUCGUAUCCAGGAGGAGGAGGGGCAGGAGCACCUAAUCUGCCGCCCACGUCACCGUUCAACACCAACAUUACACAAAAGUUUUUGCCGCCCACGUCUGCUGCUCACCUACCUUUGCCACAGACAGCCCCUGUCAACAACGGGCCGUUUUACACCAACGGUGACGCCAAGAGCGCGCCCAGCGCGGAAUCCUCGCGGACCAACUCUUCCGGGCAGCUGCAUCCAACCCAUCCCCCGCCGGCGUCGGGAUUGCGCCCGGCACCACCACCCAACACCCAGCCUGUGGCCAACUUGGCAUCCAAGUUGCAGAGCUUAGACUUGAACCAGCACCGCGCCAAUGGAGGAGGCGCGCCACUGCCGCCGCCGGUGCACAAGGGCGUGGCCCAGGCUCAGGGAUGCUCUUCACUGACUCAACCGCCCGGUGGCAUUGUGGGAGCCCCAACCACAGUGCCGAAUGUCAUACCGGAUCCAUUCAACGGCCAGAAGCCGCCCAAUUUGCAACCAAAUCCGCCGAAGAUGUUCGGGCUGCCGUCAUCGGGGCCUCCCUCUAGACCCGUGCAGCCGCCUGGUGCCUCCGAGAGAAUACCCUACGGAAUGCCCCCUCAGGUGAACAGCGACCAUAGCUAUCAGCAGCAGCAGAAUCAGCAGAACAAUAACUUGCAACGGGCAGCUUUGCCGCCGGGAGCCAGCGGAACUGCUUGGCCAGGAUCACCAGCCCAGCCGCCACCGAAACCUCUGGCCCCCCCUCCAGUGCAGCCUCCAGCUCCUUCCAAGCAGCAGCCGUACCCCAUGGCUCCAACGUAUCCUCCGGCGCCUCUCCAGCAACCCAUAAUACCCAAGCCCAUGGCCGGCGUGCAACCACCUCCUCCAGGCAUGUUCGGGACCCAGCCGACUAGUGCUCCGCUGCAGUACCAGGCCCAACCACCGCCCCAAGCCUACGCCCAGCAACAGCCCGUUCAGGCGGCGUACAACUCGCCUGCGCCGCUGAACGUAACCCAGCAGGGCUUUAGCCGGCUGUGGGGCCAGGACACCAUUGACUUGAUGCAGAACCGGCACAUCCUUUCGCCAGCGACCAUACCGCCUCCGAAGAUCGUUCUGCACAACCAGUUCCACGAGUCGAUCAACUGCAAUCCGAGCAUCAUGCGCUGCACUCUCACCAAGAUACCUGAAAGUAACUCGCUGCUCCAGAAGUCUCGUUUGCCCCUCGGCAUUGUGAUUCAUCCCUUCCGGGAUGUGAAUAGCCUACCCGUGAUUCAGUGCAUCAACAUUGUGCGCUGCCGGCUGUGCCGCACCUACAUCAACCCAUUCGUCUACUUUGUGGACAGCAAGAUGUGGAAAUGCAAUCUGUGCUAUCGAGUCAAUGAACUGCCUGACGACUUCCAGUUCGACCCGGCCACCAAGACCUACGGCGACGUGACCCGCCGGCCCGAGGUGCGCUCGAGCACCAUAGAGUUCAUAGCUCCGUCGGAGUACAUGCUGCGCCCGCCCCAGCCGGCCAUGUAUCUGUUCCUCUUCGAUGUCUCGAUCAUUGCCCAGCAGAGUGGGUACCUGGAAGCAGCCUGUGCUGUCUUGAAUCGCCAUUUGGACGAGAUGCCUGGCGAUGCGCGAACCCAGGUGGGCUUCAUCUGCUACGAUAGCUUCGUACACUUCUACAGCAUGGCCGAGGGCUUCAACCAGCCGCACGAGAUGACCCUGCUGGACAUUGAGGAUCCCUUCCUGCCGCGGCCCGACAGCCUGCUGGUGAACCUGAAGGAGUGCAAGGAGCUGGUGCGCGACUUGCUGAAGCAGCUGCCAAAACGAUUCGCCAACACCCACGAUCCCGGCUCUGCCCUGGGUGCCGCCCUGCAGGUGGCCUUCAAGUUGAUGCAAGCUUCGGGUGGCCGCAUCACGGUCUUUCAAUCGUGCCUUCCCAACAAGGGGCCGGGAGCUCUGGAGCCUCGUGAGGAUCCCAACAACCGCUCGGCCAAGGACGUAGCGCACCUGAAUCCCGCUACCGAUUUCUACAAGCGCUUUGCUCUCGAGUGCUCCGGCUACCAGAUAGCCUGCGACCUGUUUCUGAUGAACCAACAGUACAGCGACAUGGCCACCAUAUCUGGAAUUAGCAAGCACAGCGGCGGAUGCGUCCAUCACUUCCCCCUCUAUCAAAAGACUAAGCCCCACAUGGUAGACUCCUUCCGCACGUGCUUUAAGCGAUACCUCACCCGGAAGAUUGGCUUCGAGGCGGUAAUGCGUAUAAGAUGCACUCGCGGACUUCAGGUUCACACAUUCCACGGGAACUUCUUUGUGCGCUCGACAGAUCUACUCUCUCUGCCGAACGUAAACCCGGACGCAGGCUACGGGAUGCAGAUCUCCUACGACGAGAAUCUGACGGACGUGAAGACAAUAUGCUUUCAGGCAGCGCUCCUCUACACGAACAGCGAGGGCGAAAGGCGUAUUCGUGUACAUACGGUGUGCCUUCCGGUUACGGCAUCAUUGCCGGAGGUAAUGCACUCCGCGGACACGGAAGCGAUUGUGGGGCUGCUGAGUAAGAUGGCCGUGGAUCGGUCGGUGACCUCCAACUUGUCGGAUGCACGCGAUGCGUUCAUCAAUGCCACUAUCGACGUAUUCAACUCGUUCAAGAUUGCCCAAAACCUUCCAUCCGGGCAGUCGGGUCAGCUGAUAGCCCCUCGAAGCUUGGCGCUGCUACCACUCUACAUUCUUGGACUCCUCAAACAUCCCGCCUUCCGUGUGGGCACCAGCACGCGACUGGAUGACCGCGUCUUCGCCAUGGACUGCAUGAAGACGCUGCCACUGGACCAACUCAUGAAGUAUGUGUAUCCGGAAUUGUACAAAAUCGAUCCUCUCAUAUACCAUGCUCGAAACACGACCGCUAUCUCGACGCCCGAGGACGACGAAGAGGACGACCAGCUUCCCGAGCUGCAGCGCCUGCAACUCUCCGCGGAGCAUUUGGACUCUCGAUCCAUAUUCCUGAUGGACUGCGGCACACUGAUAAUGCUAUACGUCGGCUUGAACGUGCCCUCCAAUGUGCUGGAGGCUCUUCUGGGUAUCAGCUCCACGGCAGAGCUGAGUGACUAUGUAUACGGAUUGCCAAAUGUUGUGAGCCCGGAGAACGAUGUGCUGAAGCGUUUUAUUGCGCGACUCAAUUAUGAUAAGCCUUACUCAGCUCUGGUGCAGAUAAUCAGGGACACGAGUACAGCCAAGGGACAAUUCAUCGAGAGAUUAACCGACGAUCGCAGUGAAUCUAGUUUAUCGUACUAUGAAUUUUUGCAACACAUUAGGGCUCAGGUUAAAUAGUAUAUGAAUAAGGAAUCCCACAACCAUUAUUGUAUCCACCAUAAACAUAACCUAAAACGAAGAACCCUGGUGACUAAAAACCGAUUCAGGAAUGUAGGUAAUGGC